AUGAAGGACGAAGGCUCGGAGGACGAUAAAGACGCCAUCUCAAAGCCGGUACCACAAGUAGAAAAAGCUCCAGAGCAGAAAAAAGAGCUAGGGGAAAACAAUUCGCAAUCAACAAAUCUGACAGCAGUUGAGAAUGCAGAAAAGUUCCUUCAUGACGAUCACGUUAAAAAUGUCGAGACACCAAAGAAAGUUGCAUUCCUUAAACAAAAGGGUCUGUCUAUGGAAGAGAUAAAAAAGCUAAUGGCGAGCUCAUCCAAAGAAGCGUUCGCCAGUAGUACGGUUAAUAAGCCAGCCCCUCUAGAGAUUAGUUCUACUAGCAAAAGCACAAUUCCAGCGCAAGAACCCACAGAAUCACCAUCCAAACAUCCUAUCAUAACCUACCCUGAGUUCCUUGUGAGUCAGUCGACCGGGAAAAGGCCUCUCAUUACCACAUCGAACAUUUUAACCAUAAUUUAUGCUUUUUCUUUCAUUUCGACAUCCUGUUAUGGUAUUUUUCAUUACAUAUAUACACCGAUGAGAAACAAACAAAGCGAAUCUCGUCAUGAUCUAUUUAACACAACUAUCCUCAAGCUAGGAGAUCUCUGUAAGCGGCUCGAGAGAAUGGUCUCUGUGAUUCCGCAAUUUAAUUCGAAUAUACGCUUGAACAAAAAUGAUGAAAAUCUGGAUAAUUCAAACAUCGAAGAUCCAACAGAACUUUUCCAUCGAGAUAUAGGGAUUCAAACCUCUUAUCCUUCUCCUGUGAGCAAAGAGUCUCAAGCUCAGGAUACCAGUAUUCAUCAGAUAUCCCUCCCAAAUCAAAUGAACAAGCUUGCUUCACUCCACAAUCAUAUUAAAGAUUUAAUAGAUGCAUCAACUGAUGAAUCAAAUAACUGCCUUCAGCUGGAAGGAAAAUUUGGCGAGCUUCGUAGCUAUCUCAAUACACUUGCAUAUCAGUCAUCGGGUAAUGGUUAUGGCAGCAUAUAUGACUUGAGUAGUGUUAUGGGAGGUUAUCUCGAAAAUGGUAUGGGUACUAACACAAAUCCAGAUAUGGAUGAAGUGGCGAAGAUCAGAAAAGAGAUCAAGGGAAUGAAAGGCCUACUCCUUAGCACUAAAACAUUCCCAGUCCGUGUUAAUGCCAUUGGGACUACAGCUAGUUGA
Blumeria graminis f. sp. triticale is the source of this 1137-nucleotide messenger RNA. NCBI's taxonomy places the organism in Eukaryota, Fungi, Ascomycota, Leotiomycetes, Helotiales, Erysiphaceae. The record is from the annotation of a GenBank genome assembly.